Messenger RNA from Desarmillaria tabescens, 3171 nucleotides. RefSeq names its product GMC oxidoreductase-domain-containing protein. Bases 1 to 3171 code for a protein of 1056 amino acids. NCBI's taxonomy places the organism in Eukaryota, Fungi, Basidiomycota, Agaricomycetes, Agaricales, Physalacriaceae. Gene Ontology annotation, molecular function: oxidoreductase activity, acting on CH-OH group of donors; flavin adenine dinucleotide binding; cysteine-type endopeptidase activity. The record is from RefSeq and is a predicted model, not a curated record. Gene Ontology annotation, biological process: proteolysis. The transcript is spliced from 21 exons.
AUGCGAAGGGCCGCUUCUAGCGUUGGAAGAAAUAAACGUUUACCUCACCUCGACAAGAUUAACGGCAUUGCAAUGCACGGUCAAGUCUCCCUUUCACAUAAUUCAUUGCUCCGGCGAGCUAUGAAGGUAGAUAGAAUCAGAACACACGUGACAGGAGUAGGCCGCAAAAAACGCCUUCGGCCGGCAGCCCGUUCUCCGUUGUCUCCGCAGUAUCAACACUCGGGGAUCCCCGAUUCUUUCCGAAGAAUGAGGAAACGACAGAGGGUUAUAGAAAGCCGUAACUGGUCGUUCAGUUCCAGAACGCGAUUUGACUUUGUGUCCUGUAUCACUCAAGCACACAACGAUCAAGAACCUGAUAUGAUGGGUGGUGCUGGAACGUGCUGGAACCAUAUAUUCUCAAGAGGAUCAUGUUUCGAUGGGCUUCUCUCUGUUAUGCUUCCAGGAUACCCUCGGGCUAUGGACUCACGUAUGAUCCAGGCUACGGUGGAUCUGCCGGACGAAUUCUCCUUCAAUGAAGAUUAUAACUCUGGCUACCAUUUGGGUAUUGGUUGGGAACAAUCGACAGUUCACAAUGGCACUCGAAGUAGCUCAGAAACUGCAUUCAACCUUGGACCGAAAUACCUGAGUAGGCUGAACUUGCACGUCCUCAUCCACAGCUAUGUGACCCGAAUCCUUGAAUCCAACUGCACUACUAAAGGUGUGAAGACCUUCGAUACCAUGGAAUUUACCCAAGAUGCUGGAGAAACGAUAUAUACCCUUUCGCCUGCCAAAGAAAUCCUUCUCUCUGUUGGAUCUAUUGGGGCACCGCAUAUCCUUCUCUACUCAGGUAUCGGCGACGCCGACGAACUCAGUCCCGUUGGCAUCACUCCUGUACAUCUCCCUGAUGUGGGGAAGAACCUCACUGAUCACCCGAGCACAGACACCAUUGAGAACAUUUACUUGAGAAACGAGACGUUCCAGAGGAGGCACUCGCCAAAUGGGAGGCAAACUGUACAGGAUAUAUCAGACAUCACCAUUAACAGCACGAACCCUCUCGACUCUCCGCUCAUCAACCCCAACCUCCUCGGGCACCCCCAGGACUUGACUAUAAUGCAAACCACCAUAAACACAUCUGAGAGAUCCGUCACUGCCCCUGCAUGGGAUGGAUACAUCCUCAAGUUUGUGUUGAACACUACCGAAGCCGCCAUUCGCGAAGGAGCCGACACGCUCUGGCACCCUGUUGAUAAGACUGGCAUUUUAGCAUGCAGGAAGCAUGGAGUAGAGUUACCUUUGAGUGCGUAUGGGUUAGGCAAGAUAUUCAGAGUGGUGUUGAUGUCUGAGUGGGUUGCAGGUGCUGAGGGUUGCUACGGUGCUGGCUACACGCUGCAUGUCCUCCCACUUGAUUUGUAUGGUACAAUCCUGAACAAGCACGUUCACACAGAUUUACAAAAAGGAUACAACUUGCCGCGGCCGUUGAGUCUUCGUACAAAAGGAAAGAAUUGGGGACCCGGCAACUGCCGCUACUGGUCUUUACAAAUGCAGGUGGUGAAAAGGUCUAUCUGGGCACUGGGCGCCGCAAAGACACAUGGACAUCAUCAGGAGUUGUCUGAAUUGUCCAAUCUUGUGAACCGUUUUCUUUCCUCCUCUUCUAACAUGAGUAUUUGGGUGAGAUUGCAACGGGACAGCACUGGAAUCAAGAAAUCUGUCCCAGCCCAUAAUAUGCCAACCCCCACCUCUUACUUCCUCUUCUACAGUGGUAUUCGUGCUUUCUUGAACUUUUCGGCAGUGAUGAACACACAAGAUCAGUCACUCGACUUUGAUAUAGAUCAAAAGCGUUGCGUAGCGUGUCUAAGUAACGGCCAAGGUCAACACUCUAAGCGGCAUACUGAACUCGAAAAGAUGAGCGAUAAAAUAGAGUCGCAAAAGAGGCGUGUCAUGCGGAUAGUCAAGAAGAUGGGAAUGACCGGGAAUUCCCACGAUGAUGUGGCCCUCUUCAACAAUGUUUGCCGCAAGGGAGGUCGCAAGGACGCAAAAUUUCUUACCGAACACGGUAAUUUGAAGAAGCAAUAUUUUAGACUUUUGUCCCGCUUGGCUGGUCCUCAUCCAAAUGUCACUGAUCGUCCGCUAUCUGCCGGUCCAUCAUACCAUGUCAACGCCUCUCGAUCCUGGGCUGUUGUCAUCAGAAUUGAUGGAUACGAAACCAUCUCAGCCCUAAAGGGUGGCGUGAAAGAUGCACAAUCAUUUUAUACGUACCUGAUUGACGUCCUCGCUGUACCCAGGGAGCGCAUUCAGCUUCUUCUUGGAUCCACGAAACAAGCUUCCCCUGAUGAUUCAACGUACACUCUAUCGCCACCUUCUCCUUCCUCCAACCCUGACAAUGCAAUGGUCACUGAUAAUUCGCUAUCCCCUGGCCUUCCGAUUUACCCUUCCCGUGCUCAUAUUAUCAACACGCUUCUCAGUCUUAUCAACAAUCCCCACAUCGAAAAAGACGAUAACAUCAUCAUUUACUACGCUGGUCACGGCUCUUCCUAUGAAUGUUCGGAGUACAAAAAUGUCGAUAACCCAGAAUACGAAGAAGAAAUCAGUUUCGCAAGCACUGGGCACAUUGAGGCGCUCUGUCCCAUCGAUCGUGACACCUGUGAUGCGAACGGUAACCCUGUGCCUGACAUCAGCGACCGAGAAUUCAACACGAUCCUAACGCUAAUCUCCCGAGCGAAGGGUCACCAUAUCACCGUCAUUCUCAACUGCUGUCACUCUGCUGGUGUCAGCCGAGAUGUUCCUCCAUCGGGAGCACGCACUUGUCGUGGAACGGAGCGGGCAUCGCUUCGAGAUAUGCUCCAUGCCGGGGAGAAGAAUCUCGAGGAUUUUCCUGGUUGUCCCUCCAUUUUAUCUAAAGAUUGGUAUCCAGAUGAAGGCUCCCACAUUCUUUUGGCAGCCUGUGAGGUAUACCAGUAUGCAAAGGAGAGGUGGGUGGAUGGAGUACAGGUGGGAAUUUUCACACACUCGCUUCUGCGCCUUCUCCGGUCCGGCUACUGCAAUGCGGAGACGACAUAUCUCGGUCUUACUGAUGGCUUCGAUAAGUCAUAUCAUCAGACACCGGUCAUUGCUGGAACACAUCGAGAUGAACAUCUAUGGUAUCAGGUUGAUAUAUUACUUUCUCUAUUCCUGCUCAUAUACGAAAUGCCCACUUAG